AUGAUGAUGUUUUCGUGGAGCCUCGUGCCCCAAGGGAUUUGGCUUGUGGCGCAGUGCGCCUUCUAUGGCUACGCCGAAGGGUUGGGGGGAGCAACAUGCUUCUCCCGCAUGACCGGCAACCUUCAUAUUGAAUUCAAACAUAGCAUGGGACCAUCGUGGAUGGCAGGGACGCUGAUGCUGCUUCGCUAUGGACGCGGUGCAGGGGUUCAGGGAGUCGGGAUGGCAGGGAUGGUGGCGUUCCUCGAGCUCGGGGUCUCCGGACAGCCUGUGGAUGCCCUCGGCAAUUUCCCACCGUUCUGGUAUGUCAAUGCCCGCGCUGGCGCCGACACCCUCCUGUGGGAGCGAGGAGUCAACCCAAACCACCUCCUCGGAUGCACCGCCCGUCUCAUUGAGGCCAGAGGGGACCCACGCUACAGCCGGUUCACUUCUCUCCUGAUGGCUGACUUUGAGGUGGCUACCGGUGGGGACCUUGGACGGGCCCUUGUGUGCGAGCGGGAGCAACAGGAUGUCUGGCAGCUUGAGCGGAUUUCCCCGGAAGGGCUUGGCACAGUUGACUCCCUUCCAGUGCCUGCCGAGGAGGAAAAUUUGGUCGAGAGGGUUCGAAGGGAGCAUUUCAACACCUUCCUGGUGCUGCCCGCUCUGCAACGGCGCCUUCAUGGGCUCGAGCCGAAUACUCAGGGUGCUGUGGAGGCCACCUCGGACGGGCCUCUGACACGGGCCCUUGGAGAAUGGAUGCUUGACGCCAUCGACUUCCUUCGUGACGAGAGGGCUAGGGGUGAAGAUGGAUGGGCUGUGCACUUGCUGCGUGGCCGGAUGCUCGGCCGAGGGGAUCAGAGGUACAGGGGCCUUGCUAUCGAAGUUCUUGCUGGGCUGGAUGAUGUGGUCCCGGCAGGGUUUAUACAGACGGUCGAGCCUCCUGAGUACCUCGUGGAUUGGGCCAGGGAUGUGGAGGGUGAGUUGUACGAGCUCCUCCACUAUCGAUUCCAGGGAGCAUGUGGCUCUGACGCCACCAGUUUCGUACAGAGGGAGGUCAAGCAAAAGGAUGUCCCGGCUCCGUCUACUCCAGACCCGAGGCCGCUCACUCUCGACGAGGCCGCUGAUAUCUGGUCAAUUAUUUUGGGGCUUGCUCUGGAUGAGGAGGUUGACGCGCAGCCUGGGGUCAUCGUGGGGGAGUUUACAAGGAACUCUGUCACUGAGACCUUUUUGGGCUACGGAGCGCAGGACCGCCUCACCUUGGUGCUGGCCUUCCAGGGAGUUGUGGGUCGCCUCCUGCGAAUGAUAGGGAUGAUAGUCGAGGAUGCCUUGACUGAGGAGCGAUCGGGCCCUGAUUGGAGCCCGCCAGAAGGGGAUGGGGAUGGGGAUGACACAUCCCUCAUGCAGUCUGCAUUGGUGACUACCGAUAAUGAUUGGUACCUCUUCCUGGCUGACUUCCGCAAUGCCCUUGAACAUAUGACAAAGGAAGCUCGCCUUGCAAACAGCCAGGUGAUAUGGCGUUGGUUGGACCACAGAGUGACGGAUUCCCUUUCGGGCAGGUGCUUGGGGCAUGCACGGGGGAGAGCGGGCGAGGUGCUUGCUCUCCUGGUGGCUGCCAUGGAGUCCUCGGCGGGCUUUCUGGCAGGGGAACACCACCUUGGGGUGUGCACAGCGUGGUUUCAGCGUUUGGCCCUCUUCGUGCCCACCGUUCCGGGUAGCCGCAGGGACCGUGGCCUUCCGGUCAGCCAAGAGCUGCCGGCUCCGGUGCUGUUCCAGAAGCCACUGCCCUUGGAGUCGGACUCGGACGAUGCCGAGGAGACAGCGAACCGGAGGCUCAUGAGAACAAACCGGCAGAGUGAACGGGACUUGGACGCCUUGGUGGAAGAGGAGCGACGUGACAGGGCAGAGUUGGUGGAGCACUCUGAAGCAAUGGAGGCCAUGCAAGCGGCUGCAGAGGAAGAGGAGGCAGCCGAGACCCAGCGGUUGGCAGAUGACUUCCUUGAGGAGGAGGGCGGGCUUCGCGACCUGUCGCCGGCCUCCUAUCGUGCGUGGGAAGACAGGGUGUUCAAGAGAGCUCUGCAAGGGCCGCCUACACGGAAACGGGCAUACCUUGACGUGGAACUGGCUUCGGCUAGCUCAGAUGCCCCUCGUGUGUCUCGCCGGUGGAGGGUGCCCCUGCCUCAGUCUGGGGUUGCCUUCAGCUUGACCGCCACGGUGGUCCAUGAGGAGGACAUUGUGGACACGCCACCUGCUGCAGUUGCGGGCGGGAUUGGUGUGACAGUGCCCGGGCCUCUGGCUGCUGAUGUGGCUCUCACCGCCGAGGGUACCGCGGCUGAGGGGACAGACACCGAUGUGGAUACAGUGUUGGUUCCAGGGUCAGGGGUGCCUGUGACGACCCAACUCGAUGUGGGUGAGUUGUGCUCAACCUCAGAGGUUGCAGGGGAGCCAGGGUUCAACGACGGGGAUCGGUUCCAAUUCACAGACCUCUCCAUGGAGCAGUUCCAACAGUUGUAUGGCCAGUGGAUGGGAGGCUUAGUGUCGACGGGAGAAGUGCAGGCCACACAUGGAUGUGAGGUCGCGGAAAUGCUUGAACUGCAGUGUGUGGCGGAGCAGGGUGGUUUCGAGUCCCAAGCCUGA
Symbiodinium sp. CCMP2592 is the source of this 2610-nucleotide messenger RNA. NCBI's taxonomy places the organism in Eukaryota, Dinophyceae, Suessiales, Symbiodiniaceae. The record is from the annotation of a GenBank genome assembly.